This is a messenger RNA of Cloeon dipterum, 1904 nucleotides long. RefSeq lists its product as uncharacterized. The record is from RefSeq and is a predicted model, not a curated record. NCBI's taxonomy places the organism in Eukaryota, Metazoa, Arthropoda, Insecta, Ephemeroptera, Baetidae. The coding region runs from base 62 to 1621 and encodes 519 amino acids. The transcript has 4 exons.
ACGCGACCUGAAGCGAAGGUGACGCAACCUGUCGCGUGCCUGCCGCUAUCGGAUCGUCAGGAUGCGCGGCGCGCGGCAGGGGAAAGAAAGGAGCGCAGGCUAUAAAACUCGGCAUCGAUGCACCCGCGCUGCAAACUCGCUCACGAUGCGCCACACGGUGCAGGUGGUGUGGCUGCUGGUGCUGCUGGCGGCGGUCGGCGCGCAGGACAACCACCGCGACGCCUUCAAGCCGCAGUUCCGCAAGUUCGUCAGCAAGGUGCGGGGGGUGGCGGUGACGACGCCGCCCCCGCCGCCUCCGACCUCCACUCAGGCCCCCACCGAGGCGACGUCGCCGGCCGCGGAGGAGCAGGAGAAGGACGCGUCCAAGGAGGAGACCACCGAGGCUCCCGAGAAAAGGGAGGACGAGGCGAAGGAGGGGAAGGUGGAGAGGGAGGCGAACGCCAACGCCACGGACGACGCGCCGCCCAACGCCGAAAAGCUGUUCGGCCUGCCCGACCUGCGCACCCACCUGAUCGCCCAGCAGCAGCGCCAGCAGCAGCUCGCCCUCGACGUGCUCAGGGCCGCCGCGCAGACGCCCUCCUUCGGACCCUCACAACCCUUCCAGCAGCAGCCGUCGGUGUCUGACCUGCAGCAGCUGUUGCGGCUGAUGCAGCAGGCGCAGCAGGGCAACCACUUUUCCUUCUACGCGCCGCAGCCGAGCGCUUUCCCGCCCUACGGCCAGCAGCAGCCCUCCUACCAGUCCACGCCGGCCUUCUUCGCGCCCAGCCCCGCGCAGUUCGGCCUGCCCGUGUCCGCCGCCGGCGUCCAGGGGCUGCCCGGCGGGGUCCAGGGGCCCCACCAGCAGCAGUUCUCGCUGCCGUACAACCCGCCGCCGACGCCCACCUACGUCUUCCGCGACGGCGCCUUCCACGUGCAGCAGCAGCCCGCCGACGGCCCUCCCGCCCCCACGCGCUUCUCCGUGGCCACGCCCGUGCCCUCGGCGGGGGUCCACGAGCCCCAGAGCGAGCCGCCCCGCCCGCCGACCCCCAACUACGUGAACCGCGUGCAGUUCGGAAACGCCGUCUUCCAGCGGCCCGGAGGCGGCGGCGGCGGCGGAGGCGGCUUCGCGGCCCCCCAGCAGCCGCAGGAGGCCCUCCCGGCGCCCCCUGGCCCCUUCCGGCCCCCGGCAGGUCCUUACCAGCCCCCCUCAGGCACCUUCCAGCCGCCCUCGGGCCCCUUCCAGCGGCCGCCUCCGCCCGCCCAGGGCCAACCGCCUCUCACGCAACAGCAGCAGUUCUUCGGCCCUCAGCAGCAACAACCUGGAUUCGGACUCCAGCAGCCGCAGAGCUUCGGACAGCAGCAGCCCCAAGGCUUCGGACAGCAGCAACCACAGAGCUUCGGACAGCAGCAACCACAGGGAUUCGGACAGCAGCAGCCGCCGCAGGGCUUCGGUCAGCAGCAGGGCUUCGGCGGCCCUGGACCUCAAUCCUUCAAUAACAGGGCGCCCGUCUUUUUCCCACCGCAAUCCUUCACCUCGCAAGAACCUGAAUCUAAAGGUGGCGAGGGGCAGGUCGAGGCCGAAGAGAAGCCUGAGGAGAACCUGGUGCUGGUGUCGCAGGUGCGCGGAUCUGCGCAGCGAUGAUAGCGAGCCAGCCGCUCGGCCGCAGACUUUUUAACAUUAUUGUUUUUCAACUGAGUAGCGAGAGAGUACAACGCCUGCAAUUAAUAGGAUUAAAAGAAAGAAAGAGCGAGAGGCGGCGGGCGCCAUCUGCCGCCGCGCGAGAGCCGUUUGCGCUGGCAUGGCACAGCCGCAGCGCCACCUGAUUUCAGGUGGCCCGCCGCGUGCGUUCAGAGCGCCAAAAGAGUCACGAUUUUCGACAAUGUCCUCGAGUAGUGAAAUAAAAAAUGGCUUUGUUUUAAGAUAA